This is a messenger RNA of Coniophora puteana RWD-64-598 SS2, 423 nucleotides long. RefSeq lists its product as uncharacterized. The record is from RefSeq and is a predicted model, not a curated record. NCBI's taxonomy places the organism in Eukaryota, Fungi, Basidiomycota, Agaricomycetes, Boletales, Coniophoraceae. Bases 1 to 423 code for a protein of 140 amino acids. The transcript has a single exon.
AUGUCACUUAUCCUACCUUUUCAACACCUACACUUCGUUACCAUCAGCACCCAGAGGAGAGUCGAGUUAGACGACGACGCACUUAUGCAGAUGGCGGAAGCGUGGCCAAACCUCAGCUACCUCUCCAUCAAUUACACGAAGGGGUGGGAAGGUCUACCAAAGACAAGUCUACAGGUCGUCCGCGCUGUGUUAAACAAGCUCACGCAACUCCACACUCUACGCAUCGCAGUAAACGUCAGAAGCAUAAGCGCCGAAGAUCUCGUUGGCGAGAGUGGUGGGCGAUCGAGCAUCGAUAAGCCCUUUAAUUCGAGCCUCCUCGACUCGGCAAUCGGCGAGAACAUCCAUGAGAUUGCAGCAUUCCUCGCGAACGAGUUCCCGCGUAUGGGGUAUCCUGGAUCCACUGAUUACAGCUGGGUAGUUUGA